ACCUCGCUUGGCUAUCUCUGACUGCUGCCACAAGAAAAUCAUCCUCAAAACUCACUUGCAGUCAUUUAGGCAAAACCAUCUUGCUUCGUCUUUGCAGCGUAACAUCACGGAACAUGGAGACAGCAGUAGAGCUGAAGUACAUGUCAGGAUUUGGUAACGAGUUCUGCUCUGAAGAUCCACGCUGCCCUGGAGCCUUACCAGAAGGACAGAAUAACCCUCAGAUCUGCCCAUAUGGUCUGUAUGCUGAGCAGCUCUCAGGAUCAGCAUUCACCUGCCCACGAUCCACAAACAGAAGAAGCUGGCUGUAUAGAAUUCUGCCUUCUGUUUGUCAUAAGCCCUUUCAGCCUGUGGAUCAGGGUCAUCUGACACAUAACUGGGAUGAAACUGCACCUGAACCCAAUCAGCUGAGAUGGAAACCUUUUGAGAUCCCAACAACUUCUCAGAGAAAGCUGGACUUUGUAACUGGACUGUUCACUUUGUGUGGGGCUGGUGAACCCAGGUCUCAGGAAGGGCUUGCAAUCCACGUCUUCAUCUGCAACACCUCCAUGAACAACAGAUGCUUUUACAAUUCCGAUGGGGAUUUUCUGAUUGUACCACAGCAAGGAAAACUGCUCAUCACGACAGAGUUUGGCAAGUUGCUGGUAGAGCCCAAUGAUAUCUGCGUCAUUCAGGAAGGAAUGCGUUUUAGUGUGGAAGUGUUUGAGGAAACUCGGGGCUAUAUCCUUGAAGUAUAUGGCAUACAUUUUGAGCUGCCUGACUUGGGACCUAUUGGAGCCAACGGUUUGGCUAAUCCACGAGAUUUCCUUGUGCCAGUUGCCUGGUAUGAAGAUCGUCAAAUAGCAGAGGGUUAUACAGUUCUCACCAAGUACCAGGGCAAACUUUUUGCAGCACAACAGAGCUGCUCUCCAUUCAACGUUGUGGCCUGGCAUGGGAACUACACACCAUACAAGUAUAAUCUCAGCAAUUUCAUGGUCAUAAAUUCUGUGGCUUUCGAUCAUGCGGACCCAUCUAUCUUUACCGUCUUGACUGGAAAAUCAACUCGUCCUGGAGUGGCCGUUGCUGAUUUUGUUAUAUUCCCACCCCGCUGGGCAGUGGCCAACAACACUUUCCGUCCGCCUUAUUACCACAGGAACUGCAUGAGCGAGUUUAUGGGUCUGAUCAAAGGGACUUAUGAGGCAAAGGAGGAAGGAUUUCUACCUGGAGGAGCCACUCUGCACAGCAAGAUGACACCCCACGGGCCAGAUGCCAAAUGUUUUGAGAAGUCAAGCACAAGCAAACUGGAGCCUGAGAAAGUGGCAGAGGGAACUAUGUCCUUCAUGUUUGAGUCUUCUUUUAGCUUGGCUGUCACCAAAUGGGGCCUGAAAACAUGCCUAGAUAAGGAUUACUACAAGUGCUGGGAACCCCUGAAGAGCCAUUUUAAUGCCAAAUGCAACUGAAGAAGCGCCCACGUGUGCAACACGCUCAGAUCUUGUCUUGCCUGUGUAGCUAAGUUGUUAAGAUAACAGUUCAUCUUACAUGCAGAAAAUCAUGAGCAGUUGGCAGAAUGAUUGAUGAGUAACUGAAAAUAAAAAUAAAAAAUAAAACCACAAA
Molecule: messenger RNA, 1590 nt
Organism: Elgaria multicarinata webbii
Lineage: Eukaryota; Metazoa; Chordata; Lepidosauria; Squamata; Anguidae
Gene: HGD
Product: homogentisate 1,2-dioxygenase
Exons: 14
Coding region: 114-1436 (440 amino acids)
Biological process (GO): L-phenylalanine catabolic process
Cellular component (GO): cytoplasm
Molecular function (GO): homogentisate 1,2-dioxygenase activity
Source: RefSeq, a predicted model, not a curated record